Cyanidioschyzon merolae strain 10D is the source of this 1074-nucleotide messenger RNA. RefSeq lists its product as hypothetical. NCBI's taxonomy places the organism in Eukaryota, Rhodophyta, Bangiophyceae, Cyanidiales, Cyanidiaceae. The record is from RefSeq and is a predicted model, not a curated record. The transcript has a single exon. Bases 1 to 1074 code for a protein of 357 amino acids.
AUGGCGCUUCAAUCAACUCGGGGAAAGAAAAACAUUGGCAUGCCAGACGCAGUCACUAGCUCGCUUGUCCCUGAUGACGACUCUUUAGCGCUAAAGCAGGCUGUCUCGCUCCUCAUGCGCCAGAACGGUGUGUUGGUGUUGCACUUUUGCCGCUCACGGAAAGCGAACUCGAAACACUUCCCCGAGUGGUGUGCGCUCGAGUUGCAAGCGCUAUGCCUGCUGGGACGUGAAGCAGAAGCUGUUCGCUUCGCUCGGGAACUUUUACAUAAGAACGACACUGUCGGGUCGGCGUGGAGGUGCCCUCCACUGGUUCGGUGUUGCUUCAGUGUUCUGGCCAAUUUCUUAGAACCGGACGAGGCUGCGUCGAUAGCCAAAACGUGCUUGGAAUCCUUCUUCAACUCAGUGGAAGCAUCGCGCUGGGGCGAAGCGGACACGAGGGACCUGCUCGAGCGGGUCUGGCUCCGUGGCGUGCUCUUCGGCGAAGCGCUGCGCUUUCCGGGUCGUGAACAGCGGCGGGCUUGGCUCGAAAGACACCUUGCAGUGCUCGAGCAUGCCAUGAGUACUUCUUCCGCUGAAGGUUCAGAUGCACUGACGCAUGCCCUGCAUCAGUGGGUCUCGAAGGAGGCGUUGCAAUCCCUGGCGAAGCGAUGCAUGACCAGCGACGCAGAACUCGACGAGCAGUCGACCCUCGAACGGAAUGAGCUUACGAGUCGCACUUGCGCAGCGGAAGACGAGACAACCCUGCGCUAUUCUACCGAUGAACGCGGACAAGUUCUCAAUGCGCAUGUACGAGCUGCAGAUGAGUCGGGGGCUGCUUCAUGGUUGCCUAUGGGAGUUUCGGCAUCAUUGCAGCGAUUACGCCACAGGUUUCAGCAUGAUCCUGCAUUUGUUGCCGAUUUCGUAACCUACACAUGUGCUGGUAUUGCUGCUCUUGGCUGGCUCAUCUACGCUCACCGGACCCGUCAGCGGAAGCGGCUGCAGACCCCGGGCACUCGAAUCGCGGCUAGAGGUUCGAAUCGUUUCUGGCGCAGUGCCCGGGACCUGCUUCGGAGCGCGCUCUUUCUCGGUGUCUAG